This is a messenger RNA of Aphanomyces astaci, 660 nucleotides long. RefSeq lists its product as hypothetical. Lineage: Eukaryota; Oomycota; Saprolegniomycetes; Saprolegniales; Verrucalvaceae. The coding region runs from base 44 to 613 and encodes 189 amino acids. The record is from RefSeq and is a predicted model, not a curated record. The transcript has a single exon. Gene Ontology annotation, cellular component: histone acetyltransferase complex.
GCAUUUUUAUCCGUAGCGAAAUCCCAACAUUAUUAUUGUGCGAAUGAGUACCUCUCCGAGCGUGCCGACGCCGCCGCCAGCUCCGGCCAAGUCGCCGGUAGUUCAGACGACUGGCACAACUAUCGAUGGGAUGAAGGCGCUUCAAGAGGCCCAGCGGAAGUUGGAGGAGAGUUUGGCAAAGGUGGAAGGUCAGAUCCGGGAGAACGAAGCGAAUUACCUUGACGACACCGCGCAUGGCAACAUCAUUCGUGGAUGGGACGGAUAUGCCGACUUGAGGGGCAAGAAGGACGCGCUGUUGAAGAAGGUUCGCCCGUAUGCAGACAAUGAGAAGUUGUUCUCGACCUCGAGUGUGCACACGGGAAUGAAAUCUGCCGCGGCAAGUUCUACAAUGUCGGCUACUACUGCCUCCACAGAUCAAGGGGACGACGCCGACACGAAUGAGACUGGUGACGAACCAAAACGUUCCAAGAAGAAAGCAUCAGCGUCCUUGUCGUCCGCAGCCGCCGAAAGCGGACGGAGGGCUGUGCCUGGGAAGACUCCAACCGUCAAGAAGUCGAAGAAGCGAAAGCUCCUGGACGAGGAUUUUGAAGAGUUUGACGAAACGACCUCGUAAUACUAGUAACUGUUAGUGUAUGACUUAAAACCUAUUUGCAUCAUGCG